UCUGCAAUAUCUCCAAACUUGACCCGACUUGUCCCUUCGCCUCCAAACUUGAGCAGAGUGUAGGGGGAGACGGGAGGAGCGCCGCCGGAGGUGGUCGGGCGGUGCGGCAUCUUCGGCCUCCGUCCACUGUUCGACCGAGUGCAGAGGUGACCGGCCACCGGGGCCCCGACACUCCGACAGCCGGGAACUGCACCCACCAGCACGGGGCUGCGGCUUAACCUACUACCACGAAACACGCGGAAACCUCCCUGCCGACCGCCGGGGCGGCGCCUCUAGGAGAGCCGGCGCUGCGGCGACCUGACCAGGUGACCCACUCUUCUCUACCCUCCCGAUGUCUCGCUCCUCGUGACCGGAGGCGAUUCUCAGGGAGGCUCCCAAGUAGGGUUCAGGGAAAUUUCAAUCGGGCUGCCCCUUGCGUCCAGGCUGCCUACAGAGAUUGCGUUUCAGAUCACCGAUCCAGUGACGCAGCUUCGGGCUCCACGCACCGCCGAUGGAUGCGCUCAUGGCGAGCUACGCGUCCGGCUCCGACGACGACGAGCCGGCGCCGGUCACGGGAGCCGCCCCGGACCAGGAAGCUUCCGCGGCGCUCCCCCCCCCUCCGCUCGACCUCCUCCACCCCCCAAACUUCAUAGAUUACUCUGCAUUGGCGCAGGGGAACCGCGUCCGGAGCUUCCCCCAUGUGGAAGGCAUCUAUGCGCUGCAUGUCUACAUCCCUGUUGUCAUUCCUUUCGAUGCAAGGAAGCAGCUGACCCUUGUUAUGAGAAGAGUUGCAUCACUUGUACCAGACCUCUAUGCUGUAGAUGCUGAUUAUGCGCUUUCAGAAUUGUGCAAAGACGAGCAAAAGCUUGAGAAAGUGCUUCUGGGCAGAGAGUUCCAUGUAAGCUUAGGAAGAACGGUUGGGAUUCAGGUGGAUCAAAUUGACUCCCUCGUUGCAAUGCUUCGGCAGAAGUUUCAGUCACAACAGCGGUAUUGGAUGGACUUCAACAAAUGGGAGCAUUUUGUCAAUGACGAUUCUACACGAUCAUUUCUUUCACUAGAGGUUACAAGAACUGGGUUACCAGAGAUAAGUAGGCAGAUACAUAUGGUUGAUGAAGUAUAUCGAUUGCAUGGUCUUCCUGAGUUCUACAAGGAGCUUCAGUUGGCAAAUCAGUGGACGUCUUUCUAUUUUCAUGCAUGGAAAUACAGUACUCCCUCCGUUUGCAGGCCACCACACAUUUCGAGAAUCCUCGGCCACACAUAUCAUUGGUGUGGGCAUUGGGUGAUGUUAGCUCCAAACUGAAGCAUGCGACAAAAGAGAUUGAAAAAUUCCAAAACACCAUCAGCUCAUCCAAAAACUGCAAUCUGAGAUGCAAUUUUAGUCGUGUAGUGUGUAAAGUAGGCAAGAAGGUGUACGAUAUCUGCAAGAUUGCAGAC
Lolium perenne is the source of this 1413-nucleotide messenger RNA. RefSeq lists its product as uncharacterized. Lineage: Eukaryota; Viridiplantae; Streptophyta; Magnoliopsida; Poales; Poaceae. The record is from RefSeq and is a predicted model, not a curated record. Gene Ontology annotation, biological process: U6 snRNA 3'-end processing. Gene Ontology annotation, molecular function: 3'-5'-RNA exonuclease activity. Gene Ontology annotation, cellular component: nucleus.